AUGGAGAAAAAAUUGUAUAGUAAAGUGUGUGGUGUUGAAAGUAUCAGAUUUUUCAUUGAUGAAGCAAGAGAAGAAAGUGUUGCUGAAGGAAUAAAUGUGUUAUUUACAUUACUAAGAACGGCGCUUGACGCAAAAAAGAUACUGACUACAUCAGUUUGUCUAAAAAUGCUCCCAUAG
Molecule: messenger RNA, 177 nt
Organism: Funneliformis mosseae
Lineage: Eukaryota; Fungi; Glomeromycota; Glomeromycetes; Glomerales; Glomeraceae
Source: the annotation of a GenBank genome assembly